AUGGAAGUUGAAGCACAUGACGAAGGGAAUGAUAAAGAUGGUAAUGGAAAUAGGAAACCACGAGUCGGCAUGAUCUUUGAAUCUAAAGAAUCUGCAGUGUCAUUUUAUAGUGCAUAUGCAAGACAUGUAGGAUUUAGCAUCGGCUUUUGUCAAUUCAACCAUGUCGGUUCAAUUGAAUUUUGGGACAUUACUUGUUCUAAUGAAGUAUUCAAAAGGAAGAAUGUGGCAAGUUGCGAUGCAAUGCUUAGGAUAGAGAGAAAAGAUAAAUAUUGGACAGUGACAAAGUUUGUUGAGGACCACAGCCAUUCUCUAGCUUCCUCUAAAACGGAGAAACACAGUCGGCCGCGUAGGCAUUUUGUAGGUUCUAAAAGGAACGUUGGAGAGACAUCCAAUGCCAGUAAUGAUUCCUAUGUUUCUAUGAAGGGCAAACAUGGCGAACCGAUUGGUGUAGUUAAGAGUCCCUCUGCAGCAGAAAAUGGUCAUCCAACAAGAAACAUUGGGCCUUUUGCCAAUGGAAGAUCAUUCCGAAAGAGGACUCUUGGAGGAGAUGCUCAAUAUCUUCUCAAUUAUUUUCAGAAGAUGCAGUGUGAAAACCAUGGCUUUUAUUAUGCAAUACAGCUCGAUGAUAAAAACCACUUGACCAAUGUAUUCUGGGCUGAUUCAAGAUCAAGAGCAGCUUAUAAUCACUUUGGUGAUGCGGUAACUUUUGACACAACGUAUCGGACAAAUCAUUACCAAGUCCCAGUUGCUCCAUUUACAGGAAUCAAUCAUCACGGUCAAAUCGUUUUAUUCGGUUGUGCAUUAUUACUAGAUGAAUCUGAGUCUUCCUUUACAUGGCUGUUCAGGACUUGGCUAUCUGCUAUGAAUGGUCAGCCUCCCGUUUCGAUAACCACAGACCAAGAUGGAGUCAUAAAGGCUGCUGUUGCGCAAGUGUUUCCAGAAACUCGCCACUGUAUCUGUAAAUGGCACAUUUUGCGAGAAAGUCAAGAAAGAUUGGCUCAUAUUUACCAUGCAUAUCCUUCAUUGUAUGGAAAGUUUAAUAGUUGCAUUAAUUCCUCAAAGACAGUUGAGGAUUUUGAGUCAACAUGCAAGUCUCUUCUACAUAAAUAUGGUCUUGAAGGAAAUGAUUGGCUUGAAGCAGUGUAUAAUGCUCGGCAACAAUGGGCCCCAGCUUACUUUCGUGACACAUUCUUUGCUGCUUUAACUUCCAAACAUGGAGCAAGCUCCUUUUUCAAUGGCUAUAUAAACCAACAGACAACCGUGUCUUUAUUCUUUAAGCAGUAUGAAAAAUGUCUCGAACAUUCAUUGGAAAAAGAAAUAGAAGCGGAUUACGAGACCAUUUGUACCGAACCAUUAUUGAAGACUCCGGCACCAAUGGAAAAACAGGCUGCUAAUUCAUACACUAAGAAUAUUUUUGCUAAGUUUCAGGAAGAACUCGUGAGAACUUCUGCUUAUACUGCAAAUAAAAUUGAAGAUGAUGGUGUGAUCUGUAAAUACAGGGUUGCAAACUUUCAAGAUAAUCGUGAGGCAUACACAGUCAGUGUUCCGUUAGAUAUUUCUGGGGCAAAGGCAAAUUGUAGCUGUCGAAUGUUUGAAUACUCGGGCAUUCUAUGUCGACAUAUACUGACUGUCUUCACUGUUACAAAUAUUCUUACUCUUCCAUCACACUACAUUUUGAAACGCUGGACAAAGAAUGUAAAAUCCAGUGUUGGAACAGAUGAAGAAAUACCAGAUCCACUCGGCAUUGAAAAUAUCACUUCACGUUUUAAUAAUUUAUGUCGAGAAGCCAUUAAGCUUGCAGAAGAAGGGGCAGUAGCUGUAGAGACUUAUAACGCUGCAAAGGAUGCCUUAAGAGAGAGUACUAAAAGGGUUAGUGAUGUGAAGAAAAAUGUUGCAAAAGUCGCACCUCCAACUCCGAGCACUCGGGGUAAUAUGCCUGAAGAAGACAAUAGCAAGAUGAGUUCUUCAUCAGUUUUUGAAGCAGUCCCAUCAUGGUGGUCUUGGCCACAUUCAGUAUUGCCUCACUUUAGUAUUUGUGACAUUGAACUUCCUUGUAUUGCUCCUGCUCCUGCUCCUGCUCCUGUUCAUCGGGAUAGUGGCCCUCCACAUAACGUUGUCCCUACUUCUUGUUUCAAGUCUAUGACUUGGGUUAUAGAAACGAAGAACUCAGACACUUCUAGUAAAGUUGCAGUGAUCAACAUGAAGCUGCAAGAUUUCAGCCAAAGUUCUUCAGGAGAGACAGAAGUGCAGUUCAGAGUGACGAAGGUAGCUUUUCGGCCUAUGUUGGAGUCAAUGACUGACAUCAGUUAUCAGCUCGAUGGAGCUGUUAAUAGAAUUGCUGAUGUUAGUCUAAAGCUCCAGGAUACAAAGACUACGAGGGAAACGGAGCUGAAAUUCCAAGUUACCAGAGAUUCAUUGGAUUUAAUGUUGAAUAAUAUGUACUACAUCAUUGAGCAACUAUAA
Messenger RNA from Medicago truncatula (barrel medic), 2463 nucleotides. Its product is annotated as protein FAR1-RELATED SEQUENCE 3-like. Lineage: Eukaryota; Viridiplantae; Streptophyta; Magnoliopsida; Fabales; Fabaceae. The record is from RefSeq and is a predicted model, not a curated record. The transcript has 4 exons. Gene Ontology annotation, biological process: regulation of DNA-templated transcription. Gene Ontology annotation, molecular function: zinc ion binding. The coding region runs from base 1 to 2463 and encodes 820 amino acids.